AUGAUCUCUCUUCCUAAGCCUCCUUACAUUCCAGCAGGGCUUAGGAUCGUCCUCAGCCUCUCUCUUUUCGACUUUGGACUUUUCGGAAAGUCAGCAUCUCAGACAUCUAUCACCGCCAAACGUAUCGACAUAAAAUGGCUGAUCCCGCGAUACCGCCAAUGCCUGCGUAUGUGCAUUGCCCCUGGGAAUCUACCCGUCGAUGCCAUCGCUAACGUUAGAAGCCUCUGGGGCGAGGAAUAUUACGCCGAUGCGACCAUCAAGAUGGGACAGAAGACCUGGCACGUUCAUCGCGUUGUUGUCUGCAAGCAGUCGAAGUACUUCGAGAAAGCCUUUGAGGGCGGAUUUAAGGCGAGCGAACCUGAGCUGGCCACCUCAGCAGCUGACAGAAGUAGCGAGUUCCUGGAGGAAGACGUCGACGCAAUGCUCAAGUAUCUCUACUUCCAUAAGCUCGAAAUGCACCAGCAAAAGGACCCGAUCACAACCUUUGUCGUCGCCGACUACUUCCAAGUCACGUCGCUCCGAGCCAAAGCCAUCAACGAGCUGACCAUGGGCCUCGGACAGCUCGCCAAAAAGAAGUACUUUGCCAACUUCAAGAAGUGGUCCCACCUCAUUCUUGAACAGCACGCAGACACGCAGCUGGAGCGGACUAUGAUCAAGGUCAUAGCCGAGAACUUGCAGAUGGUCAUGCACGAAAGCGGCGCCUGGGACGAGCUUACAGAUGCCUACCCCUUACUUUGCAAGAAGGUCCUCGCCGAGAUGAUUCCCAAGCCUACCGAGGCUGACACCGUCAAGCGACCUGCGGGAGUCGCUUUUGACGAUACCUACCAUCUGAGGUCGGGUUCGAACAAGCGUGGCUUUCGGCCGGGAUCGACAUUCUACUGA
This is a messenger RNA of Diaporthe amygdali, 882 nucleotides long. RefSeq lists its product as uncharacterized. Gene Ontology annotation, cellular component: cytoplasm. The coding region runs from base 1 to 882 and encodes 293 amino acids. Gene Ontology annotation, biological process: proteasome-mediated ubiquitin-dependent protein catabolic process; regulation of proteolysis. Lineage: Eukaryota; Fungi; Ascomycota; Sordariomycetes; Diaporthales; Diaporthaceae. The transcript is spliced from 3 exons. The record is from RefSeq and is a predicted model, not a curated record. Gene Ontology annotation, molecular function: ubiquitin protein ligase binding.